ACUCGAUUAUUUUAAUAGUUAUUUUUAUAACCAUAAUGCAGGAUUCAUAUUGCAUCUGGCAUUCGACAUCCAAUAAAAGAAUACGUUUUCUAGAAACAAAAAUAUUCUGUCUAGAAACCUUAAAAAUUGAAAUCUGCUAUUGGAUAUUGGAUCAUCAUAUGUCGGAUGUCGGGCGCAGUAUGAAUCCUGCAAUAAAGAGAAGCAGAAGUGCCAUGUAUGCACUAUUAUGGACUAUUCCUAAUUUUUAGUUAUUGAGUUUGAGAAAACUGUAUUCAAAGCGAUUGAAAUUGAAGGAUUGAUAAAAGAAGCAGAAAUCAUGGAUAGUGGUAUUGAGGAUAAUACUAUGAAUACUGAAAAUAUUAAUUUGAAGGCAGAGCCUUUCAACGAUUAUUCUCAACAUGAUACAGGGGAUGAUACAGAUUAUCAUUCUGGAGAGACAGAUUUUCUGCCUUUUAUAAAAUCCCAAUCAACAUUAAAUGAUACAUAUGAAGAAUAUGUAUCUGAAGAAGAUAGCGAGCUUAUUGAACAUCCUAAUAAGUAUAAUGACUUGCAUGAGUAUAGAUGUGACUUGGAUACUGAUUAUGUUGCCGAUGUUUACGAGCACCAAAGUAAGAGGAGAAAGAUGAAUAAUGGAGAAAUUCUUAAUGUAUCAGAAGAAAAGAAAUAUGUUGAUCAAGUCAAGACAGUAGAUAAUGAUAAUGUGAAUGACACAAGUAAUAUAUCCAAUAAAAUUCAGCGUAUUAUGAAGAAUAUGGGAUACAAGACAGGUAAAGGUCUUGGUAAGGAUGAUCAAGGACGUGUAGAACCGAUAGAAGCGGUUAUACAACAUGGGCGAAGAGGUUUUGGACAUUAUGUACCAGGUCUUAAGGAAGCUAGUCUUAAGUGGAAUCCCAAAGAGGAAGAGAUAAAGGCUAUAGAAGAUAUUGAAUGGCUACCAAAUAUGCAUUCUGAGACACCACAGGUCAUGGAGAUGUCAGAUUGGAUCAAAUUGGGACCAAGAAAACACACCAUAGAUGAUGAGGACAAUUUCUGCAAUCCAGAGAUUUUAAAGCAGAUUAUUAGAUCAAAAACUGUAUUUGACAAAUUAGACAAGGUAGAAAUGCGGAAAGCAAGAACUCGAUCUAAUCCUUAUGAAACAAUUCGUACUGUUAACUUUUUGAACCGUGCUGCUGUCAAGAUGGCGAAUAUAGACAGAGCUUGCAAUUUUAUGUUUACUGAUCCGAAGAAUUUAAAUUCCAAUGAAUUGUUAUACUUUGCUGACGUAUGUGCUGGACCAGGUGGUUUCAGCGAAUAUGUCCUGUCUAGAAAAGGAUGGCGUGCUAAAGGAUUUGGAUUUACAUUGAAAAAUGAGAAUGAUUUUACAUUAGAUGAAUUUUUCGCCGGUCCAUGUGAAACUUUUCACCCGUUUUAUGGUUCUAAAGGCAAUGGAGAUGUAUUUGAUGCACAAAAUCAAGAGGAAUUUAAAUCAUUAAUAAUGAAGCAUACUAAUGGUAAAGGCGUACAUUUUAUGAUGUCGGAUGGAGGCUUUUCAGUAGAAGGCCAGGAAAACAUCCAAGAAAUUUUAUCUAAACAAUUAUAUUUAUGUCAGUGUUUGGUGGCCUUGAUGAUAGUAAGACCAGGAGGUCAUUUUGUAACAAAAUUAUUUGAUUUGUUUACACCAUUUAGUGCUGGUCUAAUUUACUUAAUGCGUAAAUGUUUUGAUACAAUUUCUAUUUUUAAACCCAACACUUCGAGACCGGCCAAUUCAGAACGUUAUUUGAUAUGUAAAAAGAAAAAAGCCGAUACUCAGAAUAUUGCAGAUUAUCUUUCUCAUAUUAAUUAUUUACUUUCACUGAGAAUUGAUACCAAUGAUGUACUUGAAUUGGUACCGCUUUCAAUAUUAGAAGCCGAUGUAGAAUUUAUAAAAUAUUUGAAAACUUCCAAUGAUAAUCUCGGGAAGAAGCAGAUAACGAAUCUCUUAAAAAUUGCUGCAUUUUGUGAAGACCCUACUUUAACAGAAUCAAAACAAGCAGAUAUGCGUAAGGAAUGCCUAAAAUAUUGGAAUUUACAAGACAAAAGUAGGAUAAGACCACAAAUACCGAAGCCACAAGACAAAGUACGCGAGAUAUUGCGUGAUUCUGUAUCAAUUUUAAGAAGCGAGGCAACCAAAUUAAAGAGCGAUAAUGCACGAAAUACAGUACUCAAUCAACCAUAUGAUUGGUAUUGCAUGCCCUGUGGUUCUGGAGCAUGUAUAGAAGAAGAAAAGAUAGCAACAUUUUAUUUAGGUUUGGGACGCAGAAAAGUAUACAGAUUUUCCAGAAAUAAAUGGGAAUCUGUUGGAGACAUUAAAAUAGAAUUACCAGCCAAUACAUUAGUAUAUGCCGAAUUAGUAUAUGAAACCAAAUGGACUGGAAAAUAUUUUUCAAAAACUCGAGCAUUACACAUUUUAGACGCUUAUAUGCUUGGUGGAGAAGAUGUAAGCAAAUAUUAUUUGUCUACAAGAUAUAAACUCACCAAAAUGUUUUGUGACGCGCUAUGGAAGCCUAGUCCUAACGAUUAUAUUUGCAUUCGAGCCAAGGAGCGGUUUCUGCUAACACCAGAUAUAGAGAAAAAGUUGCGCGUUACACCACACCGCGUCAAAUUGCCUAGCGCAUUUGAAUUUGCGAAAAACCCAUUAGAAUUUGACGGAGAGAACGAUACAGCAUACGUGUAUUCAGCAUUUAAUAGCGUUCUUUUUAUACGAAGUAUCGCACAGCCAUGGGCACGUCAUAUCAGCAAAAAGAGUCAUGAAUAUUAUGUUUAUAACAGAGUUACUGGUAAGUCAGAAUAUGAAAUUCGAGAUGGAAUGCCCAAUAGACCGCAUGAAGCCGAGGCUAAUUUCGUUAAAGCGUUUGAAGAACGAGUUGUUUGGAAUUGGCCUCAGGAUACACAAGGUACAUUAAAUAUGGCAAAUUUCGUUCAAAUGUUAGCUCCGUGGAAAAUUACUUCAUAGUCACUGUAUAUAUUGCAAUUUACAUAUGUAUAUAUGUAUAUAAUUUGUAUUGAGGAUAUAUUUUA
Molecule: messenger RNA, 3036 nt
Organism: Pogonomyrmex barbatus (red harvester ant)
Lineage: Eukaryota; Metazoa; Arthropoda; Insecta; Hymenoptera; Formicidae
Gene: Cmtr1
Product: Cap methyltransferase 1
Biological process (GO): methylation; 7-methylguanosine mRNA capping
Cellular component (GO): cytoplasm; nucleus
Molecular function (GO): methyltransferase cap1 activity; nucleic acid binding
Source: RefSeq, a predicted model, not a curated record